UUCAAAACGUUGAAAACGUCAAUCCAUCCCAGAUAUUAAAUAUUAAUUACUGUCACAAAAUGGAAUCAUUGGCAUGCCUUGGCCUAGUAUUGCAGCUCUUGCUGUGGGUCUGCAAGGGUCACACAGCGGUUCCAUACCGCAGUCGCAACUAUCUUUUCACUCAGUACUGCAAGGAUGCACAAACCGGACGCGAGCUGUACGUUGGUGAAGUAAUCACACGUCCUGGUCAAUGCACGCGUGUUCAAUGCCUGGGCACUCUAGAACUGUGGGAGGACAACUGUCAAGUUCCGAAGUCGCUCAAAGGAGAUUGUGCCCCCGUACAACCGACCGACUUGAAUCUCGAUUAUCCCAAAUGCUGCCCAAUGUACGAAUGCAAAACAUACAGAAGAAAUGAUUUCAGUGAAUUGGAGCUAACGAAUACAUACGAUCAUUAUGGAAAUCUGCGUAGAUCAAAUAUGGCUGAAGUGAUAGUUAUGAACAAGGAACCACGACGUCUGGACAAUCAAGCAUCCUCACAACCACUACGGGAGCCCACUGGCAAUAUCGACCGUUAUAUUUGAAUCGAAUUUAAAUUUCCUGUUUAGUGUUCUUCCUGUUAAUUAGACAUAGCUAGUUGUUAGAUGCAAUUGCAUUUAUUUUUAAUUGUGUGCUUGUAUGUAUGUAACAUAUGUAUUUAAUACACAUAAACCAAAAUACUGUUUUAAAAAGUU
Molecule: messenger RNA, 710 nt
Organism: Scaptodrosophila lebanonensis
Lineage: Eukaryota; Metazoa; Arthropoda; Insecta; Diptera; Drosophilidae
Gene: Vago
Exons: 3
Coding region: 60-560 (166 amino acids)
Source: RefSeq, a predicted model, not a curated record